GUACACUAAAAUAUUCUGGUGUACUACAGGCGCACUAAAAUAUUCUGGUGUACUACAGGUGCACUAAAAUAUUCUGGUGUACUACAGGUGCACUAAAAUAUUCUGGUGUACUACAGGUGCACUAAAAUAUUCUUUGUGCUGUUACCCAAAGGGUUGUUCUUAGCUUUACAGGAUGCUGUUUUUGUAGCCAGGUUGGGGAACCCCAAUUGAAACUUGGUGAUGUCUUUUUCUCUGAGCCCACUAAGAUCAAAGUAUCACUCUUAUCUAGCGUUCAUUGAGCUUUAGUGCAGAUAGUGAUUGAUUCACAGCAGACACACUGCGAGACAUAUUUUGAGUGGUUUUGGUCAAAUGACUAAUGUGUGCUAGGCAGAUGCUCAUGCUUCGCUUUCAGUGAUAACCACAGAUGAGCUUCCUGUGGAAAAAAGACUGUUUUUUUUUCAUCCACCUUGCCCCCUCCCCCAAACACCAUCACAUCAGGUAUUCGGUUAUAAAAGCAAGAUCAAGAUGAAAUUUGUCUCAUUUACAGCUCUGCUCAGACUGAUCAUCAUCUCCUGAAGCUGAAGCUGCAGCCAUGAUCGUCCGUCCUCGUUCUCUCCUCCUGGGUCUGCUGGUCAUCCUCUACCUUCAGUCCUGUGCAGUGGGACAGCAUGUGAAUGCACCAGAGGAAUGCUGUUUCACUUUCUAUCCCAGACGAAUCCCUGUAGCUGUCAUUAGUAAGUUCGAAGAAACGAGAGCUGAGUGUCCAAAACCUGGAUUGAUUUUUACCACCGUGAAGGGGGCUCGUGUGUGUGCGGACCCUGACUCUAUGUGGGUGCAGAAGGCCCUGAACAAAAUCAAACGCCAAAUUGUGGAAAGUUCAACCUAAACUCAGACGAGUGGAUGAAUCUUCUCUCUAUAUAUGGAAAAUCAACUUUCCAGGUUUUUAUUACCACAGCAGUGCGCUCGUCUCUGAUUGGGUGAAGGAGUUUUUCUGUGUGUUGUUUAAUAAGUCACCUUUGAACAUUAUUAUGGUUUUAUGUUAUCCAUAAUGAAAUAUAGGCCAAUGUAUGCAUUCAAUGCCUUAUUUUUGCCUUCAGUGUAGAUUAUAGGACAUUUUACACCAGAACAGUUUCUUUAUUACUUUGUUCUUUACAUACAUUUAAAAAUAUUUGUAAUGAAAAUUGU
Colossoma macropomum (tambaqui) is the source of this 1164-nucleotide messenger RNA. RefSeq names its product C-C motif chemokine 4 homolog. Lineage: Eukaryota; Metazoa; Chordata; Actinopteri; Characiformes; Serrasalmidae. Gene Ontology annotation, molecular function: chemokine activity; CCR chemokine receptor binding. Bases 572 to 865 code for a protein of 97 amino acids. The record is from RefSeq and is a predicted model, not a curated record. Gene Ontology annotation, cellular component: extracellular region. The transcript is spliced from 3 exons. Gene Ontology annotation, biological process: G protein-coupled receptor signaling pathway; positive regulation of GTPase activity; lymphocyte chemotaxis.